AACGCUUAGUGCACUGUACGCGAACUAGUUUAACAACCUGGCUUCUAAUUGAAUAAAAGGUUAUAGACCGCUAGGAUGUUAAACCAGGCUCGAUGGUUGAUGCUCGUAAUUGCAGCUGCCUUGGCACUGCAGACCCAUGGCGACGGCGGAAUCAGGCUACCUGACCAGCCUCCAAAAGAAGACGUAGAAGGCCGAUCUUUGAACUUCGGAGGAGAUCACAGUAGAUCGCCUCAAGCUCAAGGACGAGGUCUGCUGGACUGGUUAGGUCUCGGAGAAGACCAAGAUCCGUACAUUCAGCAGUCUACCCAGCAAUGCAUCAAUGGAGAUCUGGCUGAUUGUUUCAAAGCACAGGCUCUUAGAUCUUUUGACGACUUCUUCGAUAAACAAGCAUACCAACUCUCGGAGAAUGCUGUACUCGUCAAAGUGGAAUCUCAGGCUAGGGCAUUAGCACAUGAACCACCACAGCUGGCGUCUCAGCCUCGCAGUGAAGAUUCGGACUGGGAUGCUCUUGUUAAAUAUGGAAUGAGGAAAAUUGAAAGAUUCCUGAGGUCUACUGCCUUAGAAAUGCAAUUAGAUGACGAGGUGACAUCGCAAGGCAUCAUUGCACCACGCUUUAUUGACGAAAUAGCUGAUGAGGUUGACAUAAUUGAAGAUAAGAAGGCGCCUCCAUUCCGUCGUCAUAAACUGAAGAAGCUGAUCAUACCUAUGUUGCUGAUAUUGAAACUAUUCAAGUUGAAGCUACUUUUGUUCCUGCCUCUCAUCCUAGGCUUGGCCAGCUUCAAGAAAUUCAAGUAUUUUUUAUAUAUUUUAUUUCCAGGCGUUAUCGGCUACUUCAAGUUCUGCAAACCAAACCUGACUUCACCAUUCUCCUCGAAUCAUUACAAUGGUCCCCAGUACUCCCCAGCUGGUAUUGGCCUCGGUCCCUACAGAGAAGUUCAUGCGCCAUCCCAUUAUGGACAUUAUGACAACUACCAGCAAGGACACAAAUACGGAUCUGGUGGCCACAGCUCUGGAGGAAUAUCCUUCAGAGAACAUGACGCAAGUCCCCAAGAUCUAGCGUACCAGGGUUGGGAAUACAGAAAUAAAAAGAACGAGGACAUCAAAGCAGAGGAACCUUAAGACUGAACUUACAUUAGAUAAUUUAUUUCUAGAAUGUGCACAUUUGUGACUGA
This is a messenger RNA of Achroia grisella, 1172 nucleotides long. RefSeq lists its product as uncharacterized. NCBI's taxonomy places the organism in Eukaryota, Metazoa, Arthropoda, Insecta, Lepidoptera, Pyralidae. The record is from RefSeq and is a predicted model, not a curated record. Bases 76 to 1119 code for a protein of 347 amino acids. The transcript is spliced from 8 exons.